ACGUUCAACCCAACAACCCUUUUCUCCGGCCCCAUAAAAGCCUUCCGUCUCUCUCUCUAACGUGCUGGCUCUCCAUAAACCUCCAUACCGAGAGAGAGCGAGAUGGGAAAGAAGAAGGAGACGGCGUCGUUGGAGGAUCUGAUAGAGAAGGCUGGGGGCUGUGCAGUGGUAGAUGGAGGAUUCGCUACACAGCUUGAGAGACACGGCGCCGUCAUCAAUGACCCUCUUUGGAGCGCUCUCUGUCUCAUCAAAGACCCUGAUCUCAUCAAGCGGGUCCACUUGGAAUACUUGGAGGCUGGUGCUGAUAUUUUGGUCACUUCCUCUUAUCAGGCCACCCUUCCUGGAUUUCUGUCAAGAGGACUUUCUAUUGAAGAAGGGGAGUUGUUACUAGAAAAGAGUGUCAAGUUGGCUGUUGAAGCUCGGGAUAGUUUUUGGGAUUCUGUGAAAAGGACUCCUGGACAUUGCUAUAACAAAGCUUUGGUUGCAGCCUCCAUCGGAAGCUAUGGAGCUUAUCUUGCUGAUGGUUCAGAGUACAGUGGGAGCUAUGGACCUGAUGUGGAUUUGGAUAAGCUGAAGGAUUUCCACCGGCGCAGAUUGCAAGUUCUCGUGGAAGCAGGUCCAGAUUUACUUGCCUUUGAGACUAUUCCCAAUAAAAUUGAAGCUCAGGCCUGUGUUGAGUUGCUUGAAGAACAAAACAUUGAAGUUCCAUCUUGGAUAUGUUUUAGCUCUGUGGAUGGUGAGAAUGCCCCAUCAGGAGAGAGAUUUAAGGAGUGCCUUGAUAUAAUAAACAAGAGUAACAAAGUACAGGCAGUGGGAAUUAACUGUGCACCUCCCCAUUUUAUCGAAGCCCUCAUCUGCAAAUUUAAGGAGUUAACCAAGAAGGCAAUAGUUGUUUACCCCAAUAGUGGAGAGGUAUGGGAUGGCAGAGCUAAGAGAUGGCUGCCAUCAAAGUGUUUUGAUGACGACAAAUUCGAGUUGUUUGCAUCAAGAUGGCGCGAUGCAGGAGCUAAACUCAUUGGAGGCUGCUGUCGGACAACACCUUCCACCAUUCAAGCCAUUUCAAAGGUUUUAAAAGAAAGUGUCCUAAGCAAAGAAGAAGGUCGAUGACUAGUUGCCUAUUCAAUUUAUUUUACCUCGUGGAUUUAUAUUAAUUUAUUUACUUAAAAUGGGAGGAGGAGGAGAAGAAGGAGGUCGACUAUUAUUUACUUAAGAUGCUAGGCUGUCGCCCAAUAGUGACCGCUUGGUGUGUCCUAGGCAAAACUCUUCUUUCUUAUUUUUUAUUUUUUUUUAUUUUCACAUUUUUUAAUAUCUUUAAACAUUUUUUAAAAAUUAAAAAAUUAUAUUAAUA
This is a messenger RNA of Juglans regia (Persian walnut), 1348 nucleotides long. RefSeq names its product homocysteine S-methyltransferase 1. The coding region runs from base 103 to 1107 and encodes 334 amino acids. Gene Ontology annotation, molecular function: S-adenosylmethionine-homocysteine S-methyltransferase activity; zinc ion binding. The record is from RefSeq and is a predicted model, not a curated record. Lineage: Eukaryota; Viridiplantae; Streptophyta; Magnoliopsida; Fagales; Juglandaceae. Gene Ontology annotation, biological process: S-methylmethionine cycle. The transcript has 7 exons.